Carica papaya (papaya) is the source of this 1684-nucleotide messenger RNA. It is a transcript of the gene SCPL35, whose product is annotated as serine carboxypeptidase-like 35. The record is from RefSeq and is a predicted model, not a curated record. Gene Ontology annotation, molecular function: serine-type carboxypeptidase activity. Gene Ontology annotation, biological process: proteolysis. NCBI's taxonomy places the organism in Eukaryota, Viridiplantae, Streptophyta, Magnoliopsida, Brassicales, Caricaceae. Gene Ontology annotation, cellular component: vacuole.
CAGACUCUAUCUCCAAAAAAAUAAAAAGUAAAAGGAAAAGGGAGAGCAUUACUUAGGUUUUGUGGUUCCAAUGGAAAAUAUAAGCAAGUAUAGGUUACUGGUAUGCUGCACGGUGUUUAUAUUACUGCUCGCCGUCGCCGGCAGGAGUGCAGAAAGUGUGGAAGAAGAAGAAGAGCGUCAGAGAGAAGCGGACAUGGUGAAGAAGUUGCCAGGACAACCGCCGGUAAAGUUCCGACAUUUCGCCGGUUACGUGAAGCUCCGGCCGAAUGAAGACAAGGCAUUGUUCUAUUGGUUUUUUGAAGCUCAAUCUGAAGCAUCUCUCAAGCCGCUUGUCCUGUGGCUCAACGGAGGACCUGGCUGUUCUUCAGUAGCUUAUGGAGCUGCACAAGAACUCGGUCCAUUUCUGGUUAGGAGCAAUAAUACCCAACUCACUCUUAACAAAUUCUCUUGGAACAGAGUUGCAAAUAUGCUGUUCUUGGAGGCACCAGUUGGUGUAGGCUUUUCCUACUCAAAUAAUUCGAAUGAUUUAAGACAACUUGGCGAUGGAAUUACAGCAAAUGACUCUUAUGCUUUCUUGGUUAACUGGUUCAAAAGAUUCCCCAGCUUUAAAUCCCACCAUUUCUACAUUGCAGGCGAGAGCUAUGCCGGUCAUUAUGUUCCUCAACUGGCAGAGUUGAUUUACGAGAGAAACAAAGGUGCCAACAAAGAUUCCUACAUCAACCUGAAGGGAUUCAUGAUAGGGAACGCAGUGAUAAACGAUGAAACAGACACGAAGGGUUUGGUGGAGUUUGCAUGGAGCCAUGCAAUAAUAUCGGACCAGCUGUACGUAAGGAUCAACAAGGAAUGUGAUUUUCUACAUGGACACUUAACCCUCCAAUGCAGUGAAGCUUUAAAGGGUUUCAUGGAAGCUUAUGCUGACAUUGAUAUUUACAGUAUAUAUUCACCUGUCUGCUUGAAUUAUGAUUUUUCCAACCUCCUCGUUCCUCCUCAUCGUCUCUUCAGUAAUUCACAGGAGAUGUGGAAUAGGGGGCUACCCUCCGGCUAUGAUCCAUGCACUCAAGAUUAUGUUGAGCAAUAUUUCAACAAACCAGAGGUACAGAUGGCUCUACAUGCCAAUACCACUAAACUCCACUAUCCAUACACUCUUUGCAGUGGUGUUAUUAAAGGGUGGAAUGACUCUCCUGAUACUGUUUUGCCCAUCUUAAAGAAACUCUUGAAUGCUGGUUUACGCAUCUGGGUAUAUAGUGGUGACACAGACGGGAGAGUGCCAGUAACAUCAACAAGAUACAGUAUAAACAAGAUGGGAGUAAAAGUGAAUGAAGAAUGGAGAACAUGGUUUCACAAGAAUCAAGCGGGUGGUUGGGUAGAAACAUAUGAAGGCGGUCUCACCUUAGCCACCGUGCGGGGUGCAGGCCAUCAAGUUCCUCUCUUUGCUCCCCAACAAUCCCUUUCUCUCUUCACCCAUUUUCUUCAUAACAAUCCUUUGCCACUUUCUCGUUUCUAGAACUCAUUAUUUCAAACUCACUACUCAUUAUCUGCUCUCCAGCCACUAAUACUGUAAACAUUUUUCUAAUGUAUUAUAUACAUAUACGCAUAAGUUAAUUGGUCAUCUCUUUAUUUUAGCAUCUUUUUAAUGUAUUGUGAUGGAUGAAGUUGUUUUAUUGUAAGAAAAUUUUAUGCUCAU